Messenger RNA from Solanum dulcamara, 1693 nucleotides. Its product is annotated as triacylglycerol lipase OBL1-like. Lineage: Eukaryota; Viridiplantae; Streptophyta; Magnoliopsida; Solanales; Solanaceae. Bases 112 to 1590 code for a protein of 492 amino acids. Gene Ontology annotation, molecular function: triacylglycerol lipase activity. The record is from RefSeq and is a predicted model, not a curated record. The transcript has 5 exons. Gene Ontology annotation, biological process: lipid metabolic process.
UCCUCUAACUUGUACUGUUAUAAAUUGAUCCAUAUAUUUCAUUAUGGAAUGCACAUCUCUUCAAUAAAUAAAAUACUCUAUUAGUUAAGUUAUCAUCGAUCGAUCUACAGAAUGGCGAGCAGUAGUUGCAACAAGUCUUUCUGCAGCAAUUAUAUGCUUCUAAAGCCAGAAGAAUGUAGUGUAUUAGAUUUGGCACGAAUAUUGUUUUCCAGUAAUAAAAAUAUGGGACAAAAAGAUUUCGUAGAUUGCCCUGACGAAGAAAUGACUAAGGAACCUUUGUCACGUAGAUGGGUUAUUUUUAUUUCCAUUCUAGUCCAGAAGGUUUUACUCGCAACUGCAAAACCUUUGGCAGGGUUCGGCAAUGCAAUUGAGUACUGGCUUAACCUUCAAAACGUCAAUGGCGGCUUCUUCCGCCUUGUUUUCAACUCCUUAACAGGUAAAGCUGUAGUACCGGAUAAGGAAUCAGCGUCCUACUUGUCAUUUAUUGGAAAUUUGGAUAAAAGAGUUGACCUGGAUUUUACUGACGUUGUUGAAGAAGUUGGAGGACGUAGAAGAUACGAUGAGGCAAUCAGCAUGAUGGCUGCAAAAGCAGCUUACGAGAACAAAGCAUGUAUUGAAACUACCGUCAACGAUCACUGGAAGAUGGAUCUGGUGGACUCCUUUGACUUCUGGAAUGAUUAUCAAGAGAAAUCUACAACACAAGCAUUCGUGCUUCAAGAUAAAAACGUGGACCCAGAGCUGAUUGUUGUGGCAUUUAGAGGAACAGAAUUCUUCAAUUCUGAUGAUUGGAUCUCCGACUUUAAUCUCUCUUGGUAUGACAUUCCCGGCAUGGGCAAAGUCCAUGCCGGAUUUAUGAAAGCUCUCGGGUUACAAAAGAGCCUCGGAUGGCCCAAAGAUAUUGUACCAACUGAUAAUAAUAAUCAGCCAUCUCCAGCCUAUUAUUUCCUAAGAAAAUUACUCAAACAACUCCUGGAGAAAAAUGAAAAGGCAAGGUUUGUAGUUACUGGUCACAGCUUAGGUGGAGCACUUGCAAUUUUAUUUCCAGCAAUAUUGGCAUUCCAUGAGGAAUCUUGGCUGUUGAAAAGAUUAGGGGGUGUUUAUACAUUUGGGCAACCAAGAGUUGGAGAUGAAAAAUUUGUUGAAUAUAUGAAGGGGCAAUUAACAAAACAUGAGGUUCCAUACUAUAGGGUUGUCUACAGCAAUGACAUGGUACCACGAUUGCCAUAUGAUAAUUCUACUUUCAUGUUCAAGCACUUUGGAACUUGCAUCUAUUACAAUAGCCUCUACAGAGAAAAAAUUUUAGGUGAAGAACCAGACAAGAAUGGGUUGGGUGUUUUACUGUUUAUACCAAAGAUGCUAAAUGCAGGUUGGGAGCUAAUUAGAAGCUGUAUUCUACCAUGUGUAAACGGAGGGAAGUAUAAGGAAGGCGGACUUCUUGUAUUCAUGAGAGUGGUAGGCUUGUUACUCCCCGGCAUACCUGCUCAUUGUCCUCAGGAUUAUGUUAACGCUACCAGGCUCGGAUCAUCUGAUCACUCUUAUGCCACUGAAAAUGUUGCAAAGUAUCAAAAGAUUGGCAUAGAACCAGCAUAAUUAUGAAUUAAUUAGUGAGUGUGUGCCUUCCCAUGUACAACUGUGUGCCUUCCUAUGAAUUAAUUAAAGAAAGAAAAGAUCUAAAUCUCUACUGUACGACUAA